CAGUGAAUAAUUACUAGGGAUUGGAACAAUAGAAAUUAGUUGGCAACGUUACAUUUUGAAUAGCGCUUCCACCUCAUUAAGCUCUUUUGUAGACUUGGAGGAAUAUAAUAAAUGUUAUACUUUUCCCAUGGUGUAAGAAUAGACAGAACAAUACCCUGCUUUAAAUGAGCGCUAGCAGAAAUCCAUAAUGUUAAAUUCUCCUAAGAACAUUUUUGUAUCUGUAUUCAUAGAAUAAUGCUUAAGAAAUCUAGGAGGUACUCGACUCCCAGUCCCUUUCAUUCUAUGCAGCAAGUUUUCAUGAGCUCAGAUAAUGCUGGGAAUGGGAUUAGUGAUACAUGGUUGAGGUGUACAUGAAUGUGUGUCAGGACUGCAGGUUCCAACAUUGACACCUCAGUAAUGUUCAGAUACAAACAUAAUACACUGAGUUUAAGGUUGAGUACAGGUGUGCUUUCAGUCUUUCUAUACAGUCUUCAAGAGUAUAAGGUGGAAUAAUAGAUUAUUCCUCAAGAGGAAAAUUCUCCAGCUAUUAAAAGAUUAAAUGUGCUGAAUGUGUGUUUACGAAAAAAUGACAAUAUCUAGUGCUUGAAUAUAACUGAAAUAUAUUCAUUCAUUUAUUCACUCAUCUUCAGUAACCAUGUUAACUUGGUCAGAGUUGCUGUGCAACUGAAAUAUAGCAAUAUAUAAAUAUCAAAGCCACUUACUUUCUUUCUUUUUUGGAAAUCUGUUAUGCCAGUCCUGAAACAAAUAUAGUGGAAGAUUUUUCACAAUGUACAACAGUAGCAUGGGUUCAGUGAUGUUUAGAUCUGGUGAUUAGUGAUGCAAUGGAAAGCAUAUGACCGGUGAAACCACUGCUUGACCUGGUGUUCAUGAACUUGUUUAGCACUGUAUGGAGCCGCUCCAGUCAUGGAAAAUGGGAAAAUCAUGAGGGGAACAGUUUUGCAAGCAUCUGACCCAAUGACUCCAACAUAUUGCUUUGGUUGAUUCCACCUUGAUAGCAUAAAGAUUACACUUCCCCAAAACAGUUUAUGCUCAAGUCUCACGCUUGCUAUUGUAGAUUUGUACCUCCGAACUGCUGCUCUAAUCAAAAAGAUCUUCCCAGGACACAUAUUCAAGAUAUGCUCCUACUGAACAUCCUUCAAUACAUUUAGUUCUGUUUGUCUUUACUCUUCUACACCUGUACGCUAUAAUGGUUUAUAAUCCCACUAGCCGGGGUGUCACCAAGAAGCAGACGAGUUCCCUUUUGAGUCUGGUUCCUCUCAUGUUGUCUCAGGGACGUUUUCCAAAUUAUAAUUGAGUUGUAUUGUAUUGAACAUGAUGGCUUUCCAUGACCAGACUUUGAUAUUGUAGGCUGUAGUCAUGCUUUGGCUUCCACCUGCUAUUGGAAAAAGAAAGGAAAUGAACUCAUCAGACCAAACUGCUUGUUCUGUUUCUCAGAGUUCCAGGUUAAUUUCCAGCUUUGUGAAUCUCACAACAUAAAGCUUUCACUGAAAUUAGGUCACAGAGACGCUAAAUCAACUCUGAUGUAAAUUGUUAAGCCAUAUCUGUGCAGUGUUUAGAUUAGUCUUACCUUGUUAAGUGUCCACAUACAACAUUUCUGUCUAUUCCUCUUUAGUGAUGCAGUUUGUCUGUGGUUGUGAGGCAGAAUAUUCACAUAAUUUUCAAGACUGUUCCCUUCAACUUGUCACAACAAGAUUUGCACACCAUUUUACCUCCCUUUAAUUCUUAAUUGUCAUCUGUUGAUUUAAAAACUGACAGGGUGAUGACAUCAGGAUGAUAAGUGCCGAGCCACUUUUAUAGCUGAUGUUACAUCACUCACUUCUCUAACUGCCUUUCAUCCACCCCAUUUAUGUGUAUUUCCCAAGUGAACGUGGUGUCAAUGCUGCACUUUGCACUGGUCUAAUGGAAAGAGCAGGUCUGCCCUCACAUCGACACUAUCGAUAUGUUUACACAGGCUUUAGAAGGAAGUGAGAGGAGGCUGAUGAAGGUGGGCUAUGAAAGUGAGUGUAUUUUCAUCCAGCAGAGCCUGAGAUAGACAGCGUGAGAGGGAGUGGUGGAUAGGGAUUAUCCGAGGAAAGAUAAAAAAGACUGCUGCAGACAAAAAAAUCCGCUUUAUCCACCAUAUCAGGCACCAUGCAUCAGGUGUGGCUGUUCCCCAUGGUGCAGUGCGUACUGUCGGUGUCCGUGAUUGGCAUGAAUGUCAGGCUGUGUAUGUGUUUGGAUUCGGGUAGCCAUGUAAAGAGUGUUUCCUCCUGUCUAAAGCUCUGUUUGGGCUGGGUGGGAGCUAUCGGGGGAGCUAUGGACAUUCCAAUCAACAUGCUUCUGAACCUGCGGAGCACUCAGUGCCUGUACACAUGCAUCAUGUUGGUGUGCUUCCCCCUGCUGGUCAGACAGUUCACUGUGUGGCUGCUGCUGCUUCUCAUCCUCAAUACGCACUUACAUUGCCGAUUAGGACACAGGUAUGCAAGUUUGGUAACACGUCGGCGGAUGCUGUGCCUGGUGCUCCUCAGCUGGCUUUGCUCUGUUGUAACUGCCUUCGCACAGUUCAUUGUGUGCAACUCAGUGGACACUUGGGGCACGGCUGGGCUGGGAUUCAUCUGGCCCAACCACACUACCCAUAAGUCACACCCUCAAGCCCCAUCAGUGAUUGGCAAGCACCUUCCUUAUGGUGGAUUCCUGUCCAAGUUUCUAGUGGAGGACCUGAACAACUUCACCUACGCAGAGAUUCACAGCAGCCACUGGGGCGUCUGUGCUCAUGACACUGUCCUCAGACCAGCCUUUCUGGUCUAUGUCUAUGAUGUUGCUGUUUUUUUAAUUCCACUACUUAUUCUGCUGGGUGUGUAUGUAGAUCUUAGGUGUGUCAUGUCACGACAGGCUGUGAUGAGUCUCUCUGAGCUCCAGAUGAAAACCUCAGGCUGGUCUCGCUCUCUGGUUCUGUCCUUGUGUCUCCUGGUUCUCCUGUGCUUACCCCUGUACACCAUCCAUGCUUUGCAUCUCUAUGCCCCUCGCAGACAAUUGCCUCUUUGGGCAAAUUAUGUGGCCUCCAUCCUCUUCCAGACUUAUGGUUUGGUUCCUCCAGUCCUUUUCAGUUCCUCUCCUCAAAAAGCGACUACACGUAGUGAAUCUCUGGCUCUAAAAACAGUUAUCUCACAGCUGAAGCCUAUUCCCCCAACACCCUUGGAGUUCUGUUCACCUGAGCCAAUGCCAAAAGGCAAAACACGUUUAAGGGUGUGAUGCCAUGAUGUUGGUUUUCACAAAAUCCAAACCUUUGUCAUUGUUCUCAGUAGGCUAAAACCAAUUAGCUGAUUUUAAAUACUGGUUUCGCCACAGUGACUGUGAUGCCUACUCCAUGAAAAUGAUGUAAGCUAUUCUUUCCACUGUUUCUGAAUAAUUAUGAUUUCCUGUCAGCUAGCUGUAAUACUUAAAUUAAUACACCCCUGACAACCACUCAAAUAACAGUAAUGGUGCUGUCCUAAUCGCAUACCUCAGAAGGAUUAACUGGCUACAUGUACUAUAGCCCAGUGAUGAAGACUGAUCUGAGCGUGUUUAAUUAAACCAAGAGUAAUAAUAACAUCUAGGAUGGGAGGUCAUAAUAAUUGUAUUCAAACAUAAUUGACCUCAGAUUUCAUUGCUAUUUGAUUAAACGUGUCUUUCUCGUGUGUAGCCUGAAUAAAAUGCAUAGCUCACCACUAAUUGGGUUCUUUAUUAUAUUGGAAACAGCACUGACAAAAAAAUGACCCUGUCUGAUAUUCAAAUUGCACAAAGGUCUUGGCUCCUUUCCCUCUCAUUUCGCCCACUCACUCUCCAUCUCCUUUUUUUAAGGUGGAAAUCUCUGGCCAAGCCACUCUUUCGUCCUGCGCAUUUCACAAUUCACUGCGUUAUGAUGAGUGGUCCCUUCUGACUAUUGCUUCAUCUGUCUCAACUGUUCAUCUCUCUCUCUUUCUCUCUGAAGCUUUUUCUGUCUCACUGAAGUGUAGGCCACACAGGUCCCUUGCUGCACAGUGCUAUUGAAAGGUGGGGGACGAGAGUAAAAAGGAAAAGUUCUCCUGGAUAGAGAGGCCCAUUCGAUUGUACUCUGUGCUUGAAAAACCUUUUUGUUCCCUGCUGGCUAGAGCAGCUCCCCCCUGUUACCACACGACUUCAAUCAAUCCAUAGGAUUUAAUCUUAGCCAGGCUUUCUGCAUGAUUGAGGUCACUCCAAAGUAAGAAAAUGUUUAAAAAUUUUUUUAAAAAUUAGGUAGCUAACAUUCAGAGUGCGACUUAAGACAUCACUAUCCGAAGGUGAGGUACUAUAUGUUAUAUCAAAACUAUUUAAAUCACCAUAAAUGCAUUCUGCAUGCUCUUAUCAUAAAAAAACCCAGAAAUGAUCAGUAUUUCACUACGUGCAAAAAUGAGACAGUUCAGAGUGAGGGAGAUUAAACUUACUAUAAGCAUAAAACUUCAUUAUGUUAAAGUUUGUAUUAGACAGAUAACCAAACCUGCAUUUAGCCAGCUAGCAUGUCUGUGCAUUGUUAAAAACGGGUAAUUUGCUAUCUUUGUUGAUAAUGUGUAACAUUGCAUUUGGACUUGUUUCAAUAAUAACGUAUUUCAAUAAAAAAAAAAAAUUCAGUAAUAAAUUAUUAUGGGCUAUUUUAUAGCUAUAUGUUGAAGCACAAAUUCCGUAACCUGUGUGUAUGUGUGUGUGUGUGUGUGUGUGUGUGUGUGUUAAUUAUAUAAAACGUGCAUACAGUCUUUAUAAAAGAAAGGUUGGAAUGCAAAAACAGGAAUGUUUUUUUCUUCAGAGAGGGUAGAUUUGUUUUAAAUUCUGUUUUUAUUCUAUUUCUGAAUCAUAAAUAAAAUAUUAGUAGCAGUGAGACCAGGCUGCAUAUAGUGGAUUCAGGAUACCUGACUAUUCCCAGCUCAUCCCAUCACCUCAAAGCAAAAGGAACUUAAAACUAUUAUAAACUGAUGUUAACUAAAACCAAGGCUUUGCUUGCUUCAGGAUAUGAAACUAUAAAGUUGUCAAAACUACCACUAAAACCCUGUUGGCUUAUAAGUGGAUCACUAAAACAAGCGGGCUUCUGAGAUGGGCUAUGCUCUAUGCCAGGCCUGAGUAAAGUCCACACAUCUCCCUGACUCAGUAUGCAAGUUUAAUUAAUGGAUCUCCUAGUAUUAAUUCAAAGUGACUGGACAUGUUAUAAAACAUUUUUCUAGCCAUCUGAAGGGCUUCAUUAGUUCUAAUGAGUAAAACCAAUGAAGCCCUUUUGGAUAAGUGGUGUAGAGUCUUAGCAGUUAUAAAAUGAGUCCAAUCGACUGACUCUACUGACACCACUGAAGAGCUUUCACCACUCCUAGGCGAGACUUCAUUAGUUAGUACUGAGCGAAACUGAUGAAGCGCUUCAGAGGGGUGGCAAAGCAUUUUCAGGAUUAUAACACAUGCCCAGUCACUUUGAACUAACAGAACUAGACAUACAAAAUGAUCUGGGUGGCUGAAAAGCUUCUUAGACCUAUUGUGACCUAUUGUUUGACUGAAACCUAUAACACUGAUAUGACCAGAUAUUUAGGACGGCCUGGGAAAAGCCAAAGGAUAUCAAGCCCAAAUUGUUUUUUUUCUGCUUAUACUUUGGCAUACAGUCCCCUCCGAAAGUAUUGGAACGGCAAAGCCAGUACUAUUGUUUUUGCCAUACACUGAAGACAUUUGGGUUUGAGAUCAAAAGAUUCAUAUGAGACAAUAGAUCAGAAUUUCAGCUUUCAUUUCCUGAUAUUUACAUCUAGAUGUGUUACACAACUUACAGCAUGGCACCUUUUGUUUGGACCCACCCAUUUUUCAAGUGAUCAAAAAUAUUGGAACAUGACAGGGUGUGCCCUGUUAGAUCGACUGUUUAAGCAAUUAAUAGCUCUGAAUAUCAACUCUUGGUUUGAGUCUUGUGUUCCACCUCUGAAGACUACAUUUGUUGUUAAAAAGGAUAAACCAUCAGGAAGACCAGCUGUCUAUGAGAGAAAAGCAAGCCAUUUUGAAGCUGAGAAAAGAGGGACAAUCGAUCAGAGCCAUUGUACAAGUAUUGGGAAAAACCGUGAGAGCUGUGAAGAAAAACCUAAAAACAACAGUCAGUGACAACAACAACAACCUCCACAGGGCUGGAGUGAAUGUAUCACAAUCCACCGUCAAAGACUUUGAAAGCAGAAAUAUAGAGGCCAUACCACAAGAUGUUCACCACUCAUCAGCAGUAAGAAUUUGCAAAGAAAUAAAGAGAUGAGCCACAAAAAGUUCUGGAGCCAAGAUUAACCUCUACCAAAGUGAUGGAAAUGCCAAAGUGUAGAGAAAGAACGGAUCUGCUCAUGAUCCAAAACAUACAAGCUCAUCAAUCAAACACGGCACAUUUCUACUUCUGGAACAGGCUCACUAAUCUUUAUUGAUGAUGGAACUCAUGAUGGUAGCAACAGAAUGAAUUCAGAAGUCUACAGAAACAUUCUGUCUGCCAGUUUACAGAGAAAUGCAUCCAAUCCAAGGAACUUCAUCAUGCAGCAAGACAAUGACCCAAAACACACUGCCAACACAAACAAAUUACCAGACAUGAACCCAAUUGAGCUGCAUUUCACCUCCUGAAGAGGAGGCUGAAGGGAGAAACCCCCUAAAACAAACAACAGCUGAAAGCAGCUACAGUACACGCCUGGAAAAGCAUCACAAAAGAAGAAUGCAACAGUACGGUGAUGUCACUGGAUCGCUGGUUUGAUGCAGUUAUUGCAAGCAAGGGACAUGCAACCAAAUAUUAAGCGUUAUUUACUUUCAUUUACUUUAAGACCAUCUGUUCCUAUACUUUUGCUCAGAUAAAAAUUGGGUGUUCUGCCACCAAAGGUGUCAUGUUGUAAGUAGUUUAACACCUCUAGAUGUAAAUAUCGGGAAAGGAAAGCUGAAAUUCUGAUCCAUCAUCUUAUAUUCAUCUUCUGAUCUCAAACCCAAAUAUCUUCAGUGUAUAGCACAGACAAAAGAAUUGGCCUUGCCGUUCUACUAUUUUCAGAGGGGACUGUAUCCAGAUGUAUUUAUUUAAGAAAUCAUAAGUAUAUUUCACCAAAACUAUGAAGGAAUGUUUUUAUUCACUUU
Pangasianodon hypophthalmus (striped catfish) is the source of this 7077-nucleotide messenger RNA. RefSeq names its product adenosine receptor A2b-like. The coding region runs from base 2131 to 3231 and encodes 366 amino acids. Gene Ontology annotation, cellular component: membrane. The transcript is spliced from 3 exons. The record is from RefSeq and is a predicted model, not a curated record. Lineage: Eukaryota; Metazoa; Chordata; Actinopteri; Siluriformes; Pangasiidae.